Molecule: messenger RNA, 3644 nt
Organism: Conger conger (European conger)
Lineage: Eukaryota; Metazoa; Chordata; Actinopteri; Anguilliformes; Congridae
Gene: pald1a
Product: phosphatase domain containing paladin 1a
Exons: 20
Coding region: 204-2813 (869 amino acids)
Source: RefSeq, a predicted model, not a curated record
UUUACCACAAAAGAUUCUGGAAGGACGCAAGCUAACGGGGAAGAAAUUCGUCUGGAGAGAAAGAAUUGGGCGAACCUCGGCGCUAAAAUAACUUAAUGAAUGUGACGAAAUUAGGUAUUCUUUUAGGACAGAGAAAAGUAGCGAGGGUAUUCAGUUAGGAUAAUAGAUUUGUCUUCACGGCAGAGAAAUGCUGCUUGUGGAUUAUGGGUACGACUGCUAGUGCAGCGCCGCAGCCAGCUUCUCUAGCCCCUCCACACCAAAGUGUCCAUGGCAACGGGAUGGCGGACAACAGGCGAUCAGUGAGCAUGAACUCCUUUCAGAACGUCAGCAUUCACAACAACAAGGCCAAGUCCAUCAUCACCAAUAAAGUGGCCCCCGUUGUCAUCACAUAUAAUUGCAGGCAAGAAUUUCAAAUUCAUGAUGAGCUCCUCAGAACGCAUUACAAAGUCGGGCGAAUUUCAGACACAAUGCCUGAACACUACCUUGUCCAGGGGACGUACUUCAUGGUUCAGGAUGUGUACAGCAAGGCAGACGUGCUAAACACUACAGGCAGCUAUGGAGCCCCAAAUUUUCGGCAGGCCAAGGGAAACUACCCCUUGUUCGGAAUGGGCCAGCCCAGCGUCAGUGGCUUUAAGCAGGUCCUCCAGAGACUGCAGAGUCAAGGUCAUGAGGAGGUUAUGUUCUUCUGUGUACGAGAGGAGCCGGUUGUGUUUAUUCGCCUGGAGAGCGACUUUGUGCCAUACACUCCGAGGAGAAAGGAGAAUCUACAUGAGAACUUGAGUGGCCUGGAGAAAGGGCUCACGGUCGAAGCCCUCGAGCUAGCUAUCAGAAAGGAGCUGCAUGACUUUGCGAAACUCAAUGAGAACGUGUACUAUGUCUACAACGACAUCGAGCACUUUAAAGACGAGCCCCAGCACAUCGCCAUCGCCUGUGAAGAGGACAUCCAUGUCACUGAAGAAGUUUACAAGAGACCCGUUUUCACCAUGCCUUCAUACAGGUAUUACCGGUUACCCCUGCCAGUGGAAGGAGCUCCCCUUGAAGAGGAGUUUGAUGCCUUUGUAGACAUACUCAGGGAGAACCCAAACUUGUUGCUCACCCGGGACAAGUCCAGGCCUCUGCCUGCCUUGGUCUUCAGCUGUCAGGUUGGAGUGGGUCGCACCAACCUGGCCAUGAUCUUGGGCACUCUGGUUAUGUACCAGCUCAGAGGCACACCUGAGAAAGCCAAAGCGGAUGAUGCAGGUGGUUCUACGCCAAAACCACUUUUUCGGGUAAUCCAGGCCUUAAUCAGCAAGCUUCCCAUAGGACAGCAGGUCCUGGAGGAGGUCAACAGUGCCAUUGACCUGUGUUCAGAGAUGCACGACAUCAAAGAGGCCAUCUAUGAAAACAAGAAAAAGCUAGAAGGAAUUGGAGAGGAUUAUCAGAUACAGGGUAGCAGUACCAAACAGUAUUUUCUUCAAAGGACAUUGCUGAGUCUGGAGCGUUACUUCUACCUGAUAGCCUUCAACUCUUAUCUUCAUGAUCAGUAUCACCUGGCCUUUGCAUCCAGCUUCAGCCAGUGGAUGUGUGCUAACCCCUGGAUGUACAGACUCCUGGCCUCCAUGAACCUCUCUGAGCUCUCCACCCCUGCUGAUAUGGUCACCAAGGGAGUGCGUGUGCUGGUGGCCAACGAGUUCCUGGCUCCGGACGUCCUCAGCACGGUGAAGGAGAUGAAGGUGGCCAACUUCCGAAGGGUUCCCAAGAUGUCCGUGUACGGCAUGGCCCAGCCCACCUCUGAGGCCACGGGGGUGGUGCUGACGUACCUGACGGAUGAGAAGAGGAAGCACGGCCGCGUGCUGUGGGUCAACCUGCAGGAGGAGCUGGUCCUGGAGGGCAACGGCCAGGUCUACACCCUCCGAGAGCCGGCCUGCCUCGAGCAGCCCAUUCCCGUCCCGGCCAGAGACACGCAGCAGAUGGAGACGCUGGAGACCGCUGUGAAGGAGGAGGUCCUCCGAGCGCAGAAGUGGCUGGAGGUGACUCUGGAGCAGGAGAAGCAGAUGAAGAUGUUUAAGAGCUGUCUGACCGUGCAGGAGAUGUUUAACCAGCACAAGAGCGCUCACGAGGGCCUGGUGUACAGACGCAUUCCCCUGCCGGACUACAGCGGCCCCAGGGAGGAGGACUUUGACAGACUGAUGGACGCGAUGAAGGGCACUCUGGCGGAGGAUUCACACUCGGCCUUCGUCUUCAACUGCCUCAACGGCAAGGGCCAAACCACCACCGCCAUGGUCAUCGCCGCACUGACCCUCUGGCACUUCAACGGUUUCCCCGAGUUUGGCGAUGAUGAAAUCGUCAGUGUUCCUGAUGCCAAAUACACCAAGGGAGAAUUUGAGGUGGUGAUGCAGCUGGUCAGACUGCUCCCGGACGGACACCGUAUGAAGAGGGAAGUGGACAUGGCUUUGGACGCGGUCAGCGAGACCAUGACCCCCAUGCAUUACCACCUGAGAGAGAUCAUCAUCUGUACCUACAGACAGAUCAAAUCGGGGAAAACGGAGAAGGAGAUGCAGCAGCUGCUGCUGAAAAGCCUGCAGUACCUGGAGCGGUACAUUUACCUCAUCCUCUUCAACACCUACCUUCACCUGGAGAAGAAGGACUCGUGGCAGCGGCCUUUCAGCGUGUGGAUGCAGCAGGUGGCUGCCAGAGCUGGGGUUUAUGACAUUCUGAACCAGCUGGGCUUCUCUGAGUUUGAAAACCCCAAGGACAAACCACUGGCCAGGCUGCGUCGUCGCUGGCAACCACAGCACCUCCACUCUCUUCCUUUCAGAGGGGACUUCAUCUGAGAUAGGAUCACUGUGAACUGCACCUCCGACUCCUCCGUCUCCUUAUGCCUUCGCCAUUAUUUCUGUUUCCCUCUGGUUCCUGAAAAUAAUGUUUUCUUCUCUUUUUAAAACAAAUAACGUUGUAGAAAUAGGUUUCAUUGCAGAAGAUUUUUUAACACUUAUUGAGUGAUUUAUAUGCUAUUCGCUGUUUGUUUAUAAUAUUUGCUCUGGCCUGACUCCGCUCACACGGAUGUUGACCUGUCUGGUAUCUGUAGUCAUAGACGAUGGUAUGUUUGUGUAUGCCACACUUUGGAGAAAUAAGAGAAUACUUAGAAUCAGUGAAGUUUAAAGCUUUUAAUAUUUUAAAACAGCGUAUACAUUUUUCACUAGUUUAAAAAAAGAGAGUGUGGAUUCAACUUUUUGUUUGUACCCCUGCUGCUUCUUUUUUUUCUGUAACUUGGUUAACUCUAAUGUUGAGAUGGUCAUCAGCACACAUUCUUGCUGGUUUCAGUAUUAUCUGCCCAGUCAUGUUCUUCUGUAGUUAAUCCCUGGAGGAUCACUGAUCUAGACCACAGAGUUCAGCUUCUUAAUUUGGAGUCUUCUCCCAGGUUCACCCUCAUAUUGUUCUAGGAAAAGAAACACUGUUUUCUGGGCUUAUUUUUUAAUUGCAAGUCUAUUCUAAAUGCUGCAUGUAUGUUUACUGCUAAAACUUUUUUGACAGUUCAUGUUUACCUUUCAUUUCUAUUUUAUUUAAUGAAUUUGAGUUAAUAGACCAAAUUGUCAAUUAAUAAAUGUGGAGGAAUCAGAAGCCAAACAUUAGUGUGGUCCAUUAAAGCUUCUUUGAAAUGUAAA